CGCCUUACAUCAACUAUACAUAUCAGAGAGCCCCCUUACAUCAACUACACACCAUUCAGAGAGCCCCCUUACAUCAACUACACCAUUCAGAGAGCCCCCUUACAUCAACUACACUAUUCAGAGAGACCCCUUACAUCAACUGCACCUAUCAGAGAGCCCCCUUACAUCAACUACACUAUCAGAGAGACCCCUUACAUCAACUGCACCUAUCAGAGAGCCCCCUUACAUCAACUACAACCUAUCAGAGAGCCCCCUUACAUCAACUACACCUAUCAGAGAGCCCCCUUACAUCAACUACACCAUUCAGAGAGCCCCCUUACAUCAACGACACCUAUCAGAGAGCCCCCCUUACAUCAACGACACCUAUCAGAGAGCCCCCCUUACAUCAAACUACACCUAUCAGAGAGCCCUUUACAACAACUACACCAUUCAGAGAGUCCCCCUUACAUCAAC
This is a messenger RNA of Staurois parvus, 453 nucleotides long. NCBI's taxonomy places the organism in Eukaryota, Metazoa, Chordata, Amphibia, Anura, Ranidae. The record is from the annotation of a GenBank genome assembly.